AUGGCUUCUGCAGCACAGAUCCAACAAGACCCCAAGCCAGCAAACUCCAGUUGCCAGCUCCUCGAGACCUUUGGGAAAGAAGGACCCUCUUUGGAGUGCGAAAUAUGCCGGGCUAGAGUGUGUGGAAGGUGGGCGGCGGAAGCACACGCAGUGUCGACAUCGCAUACCCAAUUUUUCGACGUUUCCGAUGAGGUCACAACUCAUCUCUCUCCUCAACAGACCUCAGUAAAGACUGCGGAAUCCGCUGGGUUUGAUUUUUGGGAACUAUUUCCAGCUCUCAUUGAAAAUGCCCACUCUCCUACUGAAAUUCUAACCCGGGGAUUAGAACUGGAGGAAGAGGAAGAAGAAAUCAUGAGUAAACUGGGGUCCUUUGGAACCGACGUUGUGCAGGGAAUAGAGACCUUUUCAGAGCUCGCCCGGGUGUUUCACAAAAAGGGCAAGGCGGGAGAGGCCGCGAGUCUGUAUACGCGAGUCCUGGGGAAAGCAGAGCUGUCACUAGGAUAUGAAAGCCUUUAUACUCUUGGGGCCCUUCUAUCACUGGCGGAAUUACUUCAAGGAGCAAGCAAAUACGCGGAAGCCGAGAGAAAGUACAGGAGAGUACUUUGGAUGUUUCAAAGAUAUCCAGAAAUGGAAGAUGAUGAUAUGAUUGAGUUAAGAGCUCGCCGAAACCUCGAAGCUCUCCUACUCGCACAGGGAAGACUGGAUCCCGCCAGAAGUUGCCUUCGGGAGACGCUCUCCCGAUAUGAAAAAUGA
Molecule: messenger RNA, 753 nt
Organism: Penicillium paradoxum
Lineage: Eukaryota; Fungi; Ascomycota; Eurotiomycetes; Eurotiales; Aspergillaceae
Exons: 2
Coding region: 1-753 (250 amino acids)
Molecular function (GO): protein binding
Source: RefSeq, a predicted model, not a curated record